Messenger RNA from Symbiodinium natans, 624 nucleotides. NCBI's taxonomy places the organism in Eukaryota, Dinophyceae, Suessiales, Symbiodiniaceae. The record is from the annotation of a GenBank genome assembly.
AUGCUGAUUCGGAGUCAGUUUGGAAAAAGCACAUCGGUGAGGAGAUCUGCACCAGUACGACAAACCUCAAUGUUGAUGGCGUCAUGCCCAAAGCAGCAGGAUGCAGUUUUGCUAGACUUCAUGAACGAGCGGAGGGAGGAGAUACUUGGCAAAAGAAAAGACAAGCAGUUCAUUUGGCAGACCUGCACCGGGCCACGACGAAUUGAGGAGUGCCGCAUAUUUCACUGUCGCCGCGGCGACGUCGAUCGCGAAGUUUCCUUAGAUGGGCCAGAAGCCGUGGAAGGCAAGACCAGAAUUUGCUGCGUCAUCAAGGUUGGUGACGAGCUGAAUGGUCAUCCCGGUUUGCUGCAUGGAGGCUUCUCGGCAGCUAUCAUCGACGAUUUCACCGGGUUGGCCACCUGGAUCGAGAAAGACGCCCAGGAUUUGGGCAAGGACGUGAAGAUCUUUACAGCCCAUCUUGACCUCAGCUACCGGCGUCCUUUGAGAUCAAACUCGGAGUACUUGGUGGAGGUAUGCGUGGAUCGUCUCGAGCGAGGGAAGAAAGUAUUCCUAAACGCUGCUAUCUAUGACGACUCUGACCAUGCGUGCGUCAAAGGGCGCGCGCUGUACAUUAUCAAAGCCUGA